AUGUCGACUCCUUCCGAGGAAUCACAGUGCUUCGAUCGUGCGGGCAUCACCGUCUUGACCGUUCCUUAUGGCCAACGAUGCUACAUCGACGACGGUCGCACCUCUCUGGCUCAGUUCAUCGACAAGCUGCGAGACUACAAGAACGAUCCGAGGACGAGGAUCGAAACCGCUCACUAUGAGCGAGGAAUGCCGACGAUCAUAGUCACCGACCUUGAAGAAGCGUCCAGGAUCUCGCCGUCCCUGUCAUCGGUCAAGCACGCCAACUCAAUCACGACGUCACGAGGGGAGCAAGUCGUGGAUGUUGCUGGUGUCUACGUCUUCAACAUGGCGAGAACUAGCGGUCAGCAAUCCGACCAGAACGAUGGUCGCGAGGUCCUGGAGCAAUACAUCGACAUGCUUCGAGACUACGGCAACAAUUCAGACGUGGAGCUCGAGAGCGCGCACUAUGAAAAUGAUACUGCGACCUUCUUCAUCUCUGAUCCUACCGAUGUCGAAGUCGAAUAUCCGUACCUUGGGGCUCGCGAAGUAGCGCAGAAGAACGAGGAUCCGGUCGAGCAGGUUUUCGACCCCUCCAAGCGUUGCGAAAAGAUCCACUACUUUGAAAGCAGAGAAGCGACCCCGCUUCGACACAGACAAGGCUUCUUUGACGACAACAACAUCUACAUCUUUAACGAGGGCAAGCGCAAAGGCUACGAGACGGUCAAGAGCGACGGUCGCAUGCUGGUGGACCAGUAUGUCGACCUGUUGCGAAAAUUCCUCAGCGACCCCAAUGUGAGCCUCGAAGGCGCUCACUAUCGACCCGGCCACAAUGACGCAACCUUCUUCAUCGGCGACCCUUCUGCGUCCAACAAGAAGAAGGCGGAUCGGUACGAGCAGACCGAGACCGUCCUUAACGCAAGCAAGCCGGGUUACAACGACGGAACCCAGGAUGAUGUCACUAAGUAG
Molecule: messenger RNA, 945 nt
Organism: Kalmanozyma brasiliensis GHG001
Lineage: Eukaryota; Fungi; Basidiomycota; Ustilaginomycetes; Ustilaginales
Exons: 1
Coding region: 1-945 (314 amino acids)
Source: RefSeq, a predicted model, not a curated record